AUCGUCUGUUUACUGGAGUUUGAAGACAUCUGUAUCUACCAGAAGAUCCAAGAUGGAUCUCCAUCCGAACACUACUACCACAUUCCUUGAGAACUGGGGUUUGGAUGAGUCACCAUCUGGCUGUAGGAGACGUUAUAAUGUCAGGAAAAAACUGAAGUUCAUUAGAAUCUUAGGCCUUUUCAUGGGCCUGGUGGCCAUCAGCACUGUCCCAUUUACAAUCAGUGCCUUUUCUGAGACAGAGCCACAGAGCACAGGAGAAGCCAAUAGUGUAAGUGACCCUAAGGAAGCACAUGGUUACCGUCAAAGAACUCUCUUAGAUUUAAAUGACAAGAUUCGGGAUUAUACACCCCAGCCCCCUCUUCCUCAGGACAGCAAAACUGAGAAUACUACAGAGCAUGCCCAAGGAGACUACCCAAGAGACAUCUUUUCCCUUGAGGACCGAAGGAAAGGAGCCAUCAUUCUCCAUGUCAUUGGAAUGAUCUACAUGUUCAUAGCCUUAGCCAUUGUCUGCGAUGAAUUCUUUGUCCCCUCUCUGACUGUCAUCACUGAAAAGCUGGGCAUUUCUGAUGAUGUGGCUGGAGCCACAUUUAUGGCUGCGGGGGGUUCAGCCCCAGAACUUUUCACAUCUCUCAUAGGGGUCUUUAUUGCCCACAGCAACGUUGGCAUAGGCACGAUCGUGGGCUCAGCAGUGUUCAAUAUCCUCUUUGUUAUUGGCAUGUGUGCUCUGUUUUCUAGAGAAAUCUUAAACCUGACAUGGUGGCCACUCUUUCGGGAUGUGUCUUUCUACAUUGUUGACUUGAUCAUGCUGAUCAUUUUUUUCCUGGAUAAUGUUAUUAUGUGGUGGGAAAGCUUGCUUCUAUUAACAUCUUAUUUUGCCUAUGUGAUUUUCAUGAAAUUCAACGUCCAAGUAGAAAGAUGGGUGAAGCAAAUGAUAAACCGCAAUAAAGUCAUCAAAGUGACAGCGCCAGAGGCCCAAGAAAAGUCAUCUACAACCAGGGACAAGGAUGAGCAGGCGCUCCCGGCUAAGCCCCGUCUUCAACGAGGUGGAAGUUCUGCAUCUCUCCACAACAGUCUCAUGAGGAAUAGCAUCUUCCAGCUCAUGAUACACACCCUGGACCCACUCGCUGAAGAACUUGGAUCAUAUGGAAAACUAAAAUAUUAUGACACAAUGACUGAAGAAGGGCGGUUCAGAGAAAAGGCUUCAAUUCUCCACAAGAUCGCCAAGAAGAAAUGCCAUGUGGAUGAGAACGAGAGGCAGAACGGGGCUGCCAACCACGUGGAAAAAAUUGAGCUCCCAAACAGCAGCAGCACUGAAGUUGAGAUGACACCAACCAGUGAUGCUUCGGAGCCUGUGCAAAAUGGAAACCUCUCCCACAACAUUGAAGCUGCAGAAGCCCAGGCGGGGGAAGAGGAAGAGGACCAGCCCCUGAGCCUGGCCUGGCCUCCCAACGCCCGAAAACAAGUCACUUUCCUGAUUGUUUUCCCGAUAGUGUUUCCUCUCUGGAUUACUUUACCUGAUGUUCGCAAAUCUUCAUCCAAGAAGUUUUUUCCCAUCACGUUCUUCGGUGCCAUUACCUGGAUUGCAGUUUUCUCUUACUUGAUGGUGUGGUGGGCCCACCAGGUGGGAGAGACAAUUGGCAUCAGUGAGGAGAUUAUGGGCCUGACCAUCCUGGCUGCUGGCACUUCCAUUCCUGAUCUUAUAACCAGCGUCAUAGUAGCCCGGAAGGGGCUUGGGGACAUGGCCGUGUCCAGCUCUGUUGGAAGCAAUAUUUUUGACAUCACUGUAGGGCUCCCGCUGCCCUGGCUCCUGUUUACCAUCAUCCACCGAUUCCAGCCAGUGGCCGUCAGCAGCAACGGCCUCUUCUGCGCCAUCGUCCUGCUCUUCAUCAUGCUGCUCUUCGUCAUCCUCUCUAUUGCUCUCUGCAAAUGGCGGAUGAACAAAAUACUGGGCUUCAUCAUGUUCGGCCUCUACUUUGUGUUCCUGGUGGUCAGCGUCCUUCUAGAAGACAGAAUUCUUAUGUGCCCUGUCUCCAUCUAGCAAGAAAAGCCAUAUCUUGAACCAAAAGCAUGGAUGGUCCCUUCCGCUCUGGGCUGUAGGCUCAUUAACCUCUUGAGGAGAGGUAGCUAGCACACAACCCUGGGUAUUUCAAGUGUCCCUCCUCAAAGGUUGAUUUGAGGAGGGAUGGCUUUAGCUGGGGCCAUCCACUCCAUAGG
Messenger RNA from Chrysochloris asiatica (Cape golden mole), 2214 nucleotides. It is a transcript of the gene SLC24A2, whose product is annotated as solute carrier family 24 (sodium/potassium/calcium exchanger), member 2. The record is from RefSeq and is a predicted model, not a curated record. Gene Ontology annotation, cellular component: membrane. Bases 53 to 2038 code for a protein of 661 amino acids. Gene Ontology annotation, biological process: long-term synaptic potentiation; intracellular calcium ion homeostasis; calcium ion transmembrane transport. The transcript is spliced from 10 exons. Gene Ontology annotation, molecular function: calcium, potassium:sodium antiporter activity; calcium channel activity. NCBI's taxonomy places the organism in Eukaryota, Metazoa, Chordata, Mammalia, Afrosoricida, Chrysochloridae.